Molecule: messenger RNA, 2926 nt
Organism: Rubroshorea leprosula
Lineage: Eukaryota; Viridiplantae; Streptophyta; Magnoliopsida; Malvales; Dipterocarpaceae
Source: the annotation of a GenBank genome assembly
AUAAAUCAGUUGUGGAUAACAUCUUCCUACACUGUGACUUCUCAAGAAAUCUUGAAUUUCAGAAAGCUUAAAAGACUACGAAUUUCUAAUUGUAGGAGCUUAGAAUACCUUUUUACCCCUUCCAUGGUAUCAGGCCUUGGGCACCUCGAGGACUUGUUUGUAACAUGCUGUCAAGAUUUGAAACAAGUGAUUAUGGUAAAAGGAGUUGAGGAGGUAGUGAACACAGAGUUAAAAGUUUGACACUCUCUGAGUCUUCUGAGUUAAUUCAAAUUUGGAAAAGGAAUUCGAAAGAAUUAAUAUUUCCUUUCAAAAAGCUUCAAUCUCUAGAAGUUAACAAUUGUAGCAGCUUGAGCUACCUUCUAACCCCCUCCAUGGUAUUGCGCCUUGGGCAACUCGAGAACUUGAAGAUAAAAGACUGUGCAGCAAUAGAACAAGUGAUCAUGGCUACAAGAGUUGGAGAGGUAGUUGAAUCUGACUCAAUACUUUUCCCACAACUAGAGUCCAUUUCAUUAGAGUCUUGCUCCAAGUUGUCAAGUUUCUAUGUGGGAAGUAAGACCCUCAAGUUUCCAAUGCUGGAGGAAAUUAUUGUAAAGGAUUGUCUAAAGAUGGUUAGAUUCAGUUUUAAAUUUUCAAGUGAGCAAGAGAAAGAGACAACUGAUGGAAGAAGUGAGGAAUUGCUUGUCAAGAAAGAACCUAAUAUCUUCAUUGAGGUCUUCUUUUGUGAUGAGGUUGAGAUUCCUAACUUGGAGAAGUUGACUCUAUCCUCAAUCAAUACAAAGCAAAUUUGGAACAGUCAUCUUUCAUCAAUAUCUUCAUUUGCUCAAAAUUUAACAAAGUUGAAGGUGGUCAACUGUUCCAAUUUGAAAUAUCUGUUUACAUUCUCAAUGGUUAAAAGUUUUGCACAACUUGAAGAACUUGGGGUUAGUGGAUGUGAGAUGAUGGAAGUGGUAAUAUUGAUAGAAGGGACAGUGGAAGAAGAAAAGAUUUGCCAGACGGUGUUCCCCAAACUAGAGUACUUGAUACUUAAUGACCUACCCCAACUUGCAACAUUUUGCUCCAAUUGUGAUUCUCUAGGAAAAAUUUAUGACUCUGAAAGAGUCAAUUUUGAUACCAGAUCACAAAAAUUGCUAGCCACGCAAUCCACUUUGGUGGAAACAGAGGCCACCGAGCUUGUAUUUUCUCAAGUGAGAUGUCUGAUACUUAGACUCUUACCGAAAUUCAAGAGUUUCUUCCCUCAAACGCACAUCACAGAAUGGCCAUCAUUGAAAGAUUUAGUUGUGAUCGACUGUCAUGGAGCACAAAUAGUUGCUUCAGAAUUUUCAAGAACUGAGAUGACACAUCGAGACAGCCAACUUGAAAGGGAAUCUCAACAUCUCAUGUUUUGGAUUAGCAAGGCUGCAUUUCCUAGUCUAGAAUGGCUGGUUGUGAAAUGGAAUGACAACAUGAAGAUACGGUGUGGACAUCAUCCAGAGGAGUAUUUUGGUAAACUAGAGGUUCUGCACCUCAUCGGCUUUCCUAAGCAAUCUGCUUUUCUUCCUCCUUUCUUCUUCCACUCCCUGCCCAAUCUCGAAAGCCUUCUUGUGAAGGAUGCUUUCUUCGAUGAACUAUUCCAAUGUGAAGAAGUUACUGGUGAGGAAAAACCUGUGCGUGGACGCACUCCAUUAAGGGAAUUAAGAUUGUCCAAACUUCAUGAGCUAACACAUCUUUGGAAGGAAGAAUCCCAACUUGAAGUAGACAUUCUCAGAAACCUAGAAACUCUAAAAGUGCUUCCCUCCACUGUAUAUUUCAACAAUUUGCAGACUCUAGUGGUAUCUGAGUGUCAUGGACUUGUCAAUUUAGUGAGAUACUCAACAGCGAAAAGCUUGGGGCAGCUCCGAAGAAUGAAAGUAGCUGAUUGUGAGAUGAUAGAAGAAAUUGUCGUAUGUUUGGGUGAUGCUGUGAACGAUGGCAUUGUUUUCACCGAAUUGGAGUGUUUGCAACUUAAAGCUUUACCAAGACUAGAAAGCUUCUGCUCAGGGGAUUGCAACUUUAAAUUCCCAGCUUUGGUAGAGACUCUAGUGGUAUCUGAGUGUCAUGGACUUGUCAAUUUAGUGAGAUACUCAACAGCGAAAAGCUUGGGGCAGCUCCGAGGAAUGAAAGUAGCCGAUUGUGAGAUGAUAGAAGAAAUUGUCGUAUGUUUGGGUGAUGCUGUGAACGAUGGCAUUGUUUUCACUGAAUUGGAGUGUUUGCAACUUAAAGGUUUACCAAGACUAGCAAGCUUCUGCUCAGGGGACUUCAACUUUAAAUUCCCAGCUUUGGUAGAGGUAAUUGUUACAGAGUGUCCAAAUAUGCAGAUUUUCUCAAAGGGAAAACUAAGCACACCAUGGCUACAAGAAGUGAAAUUGACAGGAGAUAUAGAUGAAGAUAUGGAUGAAGAUAUGGAUGAAGAUAUGGAUGAAGAUAAAGAGAAAAAAAUAGAUGAUAUUUUUAAUAAAGAUGAAGAUGAAGAUGAAGAUGAAGCUGUAGAAGAGGAUGAAGUUGAAGAUGAAAGAAGUUGGGAGGGUAAUCUUAACAGCACUAUACAACAAUUGUUUACGGACAAGAGUGCUCGCAAUUGUAAAGACGGCAAUGGAGAAAACAGUGAUCAUGAUGCUAAAGAAAAUGAUGGUAAUUAAUGGCUAUGAACAAGAUUGGGAUUUUAGGUUUUAAUGGUGCACUCACAAGAAGCUAGAUUUUUGUAUUACCAAGUUCCCACAUUGCUUUGGCAUUCAAAAGAAUCUUUCAAUUUUUAAAAUUUGUGUGUGACAUGAUUAUCAAGUAGUUAAUUGUGAAAACCACUAAAGACCAUUUCAUUUUAUUUUUCUUGUGCUUUUUUUAUUGUGUGAAAGAGAGCAAUUGAAUUUGUGUUGUAUCUCUAUUCAAAAAAGAGAUGUGAUUUGUGAACUAA